UCUUUUCCUGUGAUCUGAUGAAGUAAUGACAUGAUAGUGUAUGUCAAGUAAUUAGGACGCAUGUAAUUUAUUCCAUUGUACCUAAUUACUCGCCUCACACACACACACACACACACACACACACACACACACACACACACACACACACACACACACACACACACACACACACACACACAGACAAACACACACAUACACAGACGAACACACACACGAUAGGAAUUCAUGCGUCAUUCUUAGGGGUGAUCCACGUAAUAUCAGAGGACAGGGUGUAGAAUAAAGAAAGCUGGUAUUGGUUUAUUUCCACAAAUUGCAAAUCUUUAUAACAAAGGCGACAGCUAAGGAUAACGUUAGAUGCAGGGAGAAAAUCUGUGACUGGUCACAUUGACGGAAAACUGCCCCUUCCCCCAGAGUCACCUUGACUCGUCCCCUCCUGUGCAUAUCCUUGCCCCGUCAGCAGGGGCAGAGAGGGUCACUGUUCCUUUCUUCCUGCUCCACUCGGAGUUCGUGACUUCUGUGAUAAGCGGCGGACUUCAAUACUUUCCCAGCUGGACGGGUAAAGUUAUUCAAAUAAUGGGGAAGCAACCGUUCUCAAAACCACCCACACACGAAUUUCUUGGGCCGUUCCUGCCUACGAAAGAAAAGAGUUGCUGGAUUUUGCUCUUCGUUCUUGCGUUUGAGGUAAAUUCGAUUCGCGGUGGCGAUGUCAAGAUUGACUUCAGCUAUCAUCACUACCCGGACCUGAGUAGGGUGUUGAACGACACCGCGGCCAGCUGCCACGAGAUCUCGCGUGUUUACAGCGUGGGGAAGAGCGUGGAGGGACGAGACCUAUGGGUGAUAGAAUUCAGCGACAAUCCAGGUGUUCAUGAGCCAGGGGAGCCCGAGUUCAGGUACGUUGGGAAUAUGCAUGGGAACGAGGCUGUGGGAAGAGAGCUCCUGGUGUACCUGGCUCAGUACCUGUGCUCUCGUUACCAGGCUGGAGACGCCCGGAUACGGCAGCUGAUUGGCCAGACGCGGAUUCACAUCAUGCCGUCCAUGAACCCCGAUGGGUUCGAACUGGCAGCGACGCUGGGCCCUGACAGCCCGCGUACCAGCACGUCCUGGGGCAGCUACGGCCGGCUGAACGCGGGCAGGAUCGACCUGAACCGAAACUUCCCCGACAUGCUGCCGGUCUGGCUCCUUCAGGAGAAGUCUCAGCGCCGAAACCACCAUGUGGACAUUCCCGAGUGGUACUGGGACACACAGGUCGCCCCGGAGACAUUGUCUGUCAUCUUAUGGAGCUUGAGCCAACCGUUUGUCCUGGCGGGCAGCCUCCACGGAGGCAGCGUUGUCGUCAGCUAUCCUUUCGACAGCUGUGGUCUCAGGAAAGUGAUGCGGUCCUACUCGGAGGCGCCAGACGACGCCCUCUUCCGGAAGUUAGCUAAGGUGUAUGUGGACGGGCACAGGAAGAUGGGCAAGUGUGGGCAGGUGGAGCCCUGCAACAAACGGAACUUCACAUGUAAGGGAGGGAUGACCAACGGAGCCGAAUGGUACUGCGUUUCUGGCGGUAUGCAGGACUUCAGCUACCUGGUCACCAACUGUCUAGAGAUGACAUUUGAACUUAGUUGCGAUAAGUACCCGGAUGAAAGCGAGUUACAGACGUACUGGGAAGACAACAAGGAGGCCCUGCUGUCAUACAUGGAGGCGGUUCACACAGGCAUCAAGGGGUUCGUGAGAGAUGGGGCCGGGAAAGGUGUUCCCAACGCCACUAUUUCUGUAGAAGGUGUGGAUCAUGACGUCGCCACAGCGUCUGACGGAGACUACUGGAGAUUGCUUCUUCCGGGAACGCACAGGGUAACUGCAUCAUGGGAAGGUUUCGAACAGACCCGCACAUGCGCAGUAAAAGACGGAUCCCCUGCCACAGUCUGUGACUUUAGUUUCUCUGCAACUACGACGUGGUUUGCUUCAAAAGACGACGUAACAGGGGCGAUUACUGAGUUUACCAUAACUCCUGCUCAAUCAGGAAAGCACGCAUCAAGUAGUUUCAGUCUACAUAGCAAUUCAUUUCUUCGUUAUUAUCAGAUCCUGGUCAUAACACUUAUCGUAGUGUGGAGCUCAUAGAAAACUUAGAACGUUUCAUGCCCCUUUAAGACAACCGUAUGUAGAAGAAGAACAAAAGCUGGUUUUACGACGGCAUAGUUGUUAUUGAAAUUAUUGACUAGCCGACUAAUCAACUAUAACGUCAUAUAUUAGAUGGAUGAUUAUAAAGAAUUAAAAGAAAUAUCUACCUCCGUUUCGCAAGACGAAAGUGUUGGAUGUAUCGAUGUCGAGCUUUGUGGAUGUUUAAAGUGAAAAAAAAAACGAAUGAAAAAAAAUCACAUGGACGGGAGUGGAACCGAUUUUCUGUAGCAUUUCGGCGCAACAGAAUCUUACGGAUGACAACUCUUUAUUAUGUGUCGCUUAAACUUCAUGACAAAAAGUUCAUUCUUUCUCUCCCUAUUCAGAGGUUAUUCCAAUAAAUAAAUAAAUAAAUACAGACAUGUGCACGGAGAACGAACAAUAAUAAUUGAUUUAAUCGAAUUAUGUAUUUCUACAACUUACUACUUGUAACAUUCAAGUAGUAAAUGACGUAUCAUAACAACCUAUUAGGAUUCACAAGGAUACAACCAGUGCAAUAUUCACCAUACAAAUGUGUUAAACAUAAAUCUAACGUUAUAUAUGUAUAUACUAAUACUCUAAUAUUAUUGACGCGUUAAUGCAAUGCGACAUUUCCUUCCGAUAAAGCCUGGCUGCAAAUCAACAUACUGUCCGAUUUGAGCUUUCAUGAAUAAAUAAAGGUUCAAACACAA
Branchiostoma floridae (Florida lancelet) is the source of this 2828-nucleotide messenger RNA. RefSeq names its product carboxypeptidase E-like. NCBI's taxonomy places the organism in Eukaryota, Metazoa, Chordata, Leptocardii, Amphioxiformes, Branchiostomatidae. The coding region runs from base 574 to 2100 and encodes 508 amino acids. Gene Ontology annotation, biological process: proteolysis. The record is from RefSeq and is a predicted model, not a curated record. The transcript is spliced from 8 exons. Gene Ontology annotation, molecular function: zinc ion binding; metallocarboxypeptidase activity.